GUAAAUCUACCUGUAGGAUUUUAUGGACGUACAAUAGCAGAUAACACGCGUGUCAUGUCGACUUCACUAUUUCGUUAUUGAACAUUAAGACACGGAGUUACCCACGAGUAGAUAUGUAGAUAUCUGGAGUCACUUAUCAAUCUGACCUCAGGAAAGGCGUUACCAGUACUUCUUGAUAAGUCAUAUCGAUUUCGCCACCCGCAUUCAAGUCAUUCAUCACGGCCGAGCCACCACGAGACCUGCAAUUGUACCCGGAAGAGAACCAGUUGGCGUGCAGGGCAAUUAAAGUGAAUCAUGUCAAGAGGUUACGAUCAAUAUGAUCGUGGCGGAUACCCUGAUAGAGGCGAUCGUGGCGGAUACCGCGGUGACUACCCCAACAGAGGCGACAGCCGAUAUAGUCGCGACCACGGAUACGAAAUGAGCAGACGACAGGAUUAUCGGAACGGCGACCCCGGGUACGACGACUACGACGACGGUCGUGGAAGGCGUGGUCACGACAAUGCCGCAUACUCCCAUGACGACGGCCCAAGGGGUAAAGGGAAGGGCAAACAAAAUGAUUACAUGGUUGAGGACAGCCCCAAGAAAGGCAAAAAGAAAGGGAAAGCCAAGGACGAGUAUGACCCAUCAAAGAAAGGCCCGAUUAAAAACAGAUCAUGCACAGACAUCAUCUGCUGUCUCUUGUUCUUUGUCUUCAUCAGCGGACUGGUCGUCGUGGCCUAUUUUGCAUAUGCCCUAGGCAACCCCAGUGCCCUACUCUAUCCGCAGAACUCAAAUGGCGAAACGUGUGGAUUUGGGAACCAGAAGGGGAGGCCUUACCUGUUCUUCUUCGACCUUGUGCAGUGCGCACGUCUCGGCCCGGGGGUGGUCGUCAAUGGAUGCCCUACGCCACAAGUGUGUGUAUCGAAGUGUCCAGAUGUCAACUAUGCGUUUUUUCAGUCCACAUUUGGAGAUAAAUCAGAUAUGAUAUGUAAAGACGGCGUUGAUAAAACCAAGGAUAUACACAAGCUUAUCAUCGACCAAGAGUGUGCUCCGUAUUAUCUUAAGAGUAGAUCGGUUGUUCAACGAUGCUUGCCUAUCGACGACUUACUAAAGCUUGGCGAAAGUGUCUUGGUAGACGGGAAAGGAAACAACGUGAACCUGACUGGAAUGAGCGGUGUAAUUAAUGGAACGACUCUACAAAAAGCAUCACAGGUGUUUGACAUUUUUUUGCAAGCCAAGCAGUACGGGGAGAAGGCCAUAGCUGAUGUGCAGACAACCUGGUGGAUGAUCUUAAUCGCCCUCUGCCUGGCGUGCCUGAUAUCCCUUAUAUGGAUUGUGCUGAUGCGAUGGAUCGCGGGGGUGAUGGUGUGGGUGACGGUUGUCGCCUUUGUCCUUCUUUUUGCCGGAGGCGCGGUGUUCGGCAUCUACAUGUAUCUCGAGACCAAGGGCAGCGCCGAAACCUUCUCUUUCCACAUCGCUGUCAUACAGAUGGAUUUUGCGAAAGAUAAAUUCUAUCUUGGUUUGGGCAUCACAGCAGGAAUAAUCUUCCUCAUCGUCUUCCUCAUCUUUCUCUUCCUCAUCCAGAGAAUCAGGAUCGCCAUUGCUCUCAUCGAGGAAGGCAGCAGGGCUGUAGGCAACAUGAUCUUCACACUGCUGUGGCCGAUCAUCCCGUUUGUUCUCCAGAUGGUGGUCAUUUCCGUGUGGGCGACUAUAGCUGUCUAUCUCGCCAGUGUGGGACGGAACCAGAAUACGUCAGCCCUUAACGUCACGUUUCCCAAUGGCACCAUAGACCCAACCGCAGUACAGAAGACAAAUCUCAUAGAUUUGGCUUGUGACCAACAGAUUUUGCCAACUACGAACACCUCGCUUGGAGAUUUCUGUACAAAACUGCGAUACAAUGGCGGAGACUACACCAUCUACCUGCAGAUCUACAACGUGUUCAUGUUCUUCUGGUUGGUCAACUUUGUCGUGGCCUUUGGUCAGAUGACCCUGGCCGGAGCGUUCGCCUCCUACUACUGGGCUUGGGACAAGAAGAAGGACAUCCCAACCUUCCCCCUCCUCGGGUCAUUAUGGCGGACACUCAGAUACCACCUUGGAACCCUGGCGUUUGGUUCGCUGAUCAUCGCGAUUGUACAGAUGAUCCGGGUGGCGUUAGAAUACAUCGACCACAAGCUGAAGGGGACAGAAAACCCCGUGGGGAAGUUCUUCAUCAAAUGCCUGAAAUGCUGCUUCUGGUGUUUGGAGAAAUUCUUGAAAUUGUUGAAUAAAAAUGCUUACAUUUUGACUGCUGUGUAUGGCAAAAACUUUUGCAUGGGAGCUAAAAAGGCAUUUGUGCUGAUUCUGGAAAACAUAGUUCGAGUGGCAGUUGUUGACAAGGUGACGAAUUUCCUGUUGUUCAUCGCGAAACUGGUGGUUGUUGGCGCUGUAGGAGUGAUGUCAUUUUUCUUCUUCGAUGGGCGGAUAUCCUUCUUGAGGACCUACACACCUGCCCUGAACUUCUACUUCGUGCCUAUAAUUAUCAUCAUCCUGGCAACGUACAUCAUCGCCUCCUGUUUCUUCAGUGUGUACGAGAUGGCAGUAGACACACUGUUCAUGUGCUUCUUAAUGGACAUCGACAAGAACGACGGAUCCUCAGAAAAACCCUACUUCAUGAGCAAAAACCUGAAGAAAAUCAUGGGAAAGAAAAACAAACCCCCGCCUGAACGGGAGGAGGAGGACAGACAUCACAGAGGGAAGAAAUAACCUCUUAAACACC
Molecule: messenger RNA, 2734 nt
Organism: Haliotis rufescens (red abalone)
Lineage: Eukaryota; Metazoa; Mollusca; Gastropoda; Lepetellida; Haliotidae
Product: choline transporter-like protein 2
Exons: 24
Coding region: 295-2721 (808 amino acids)
Biological process (GO): transmembrane transport
Cellular component (GO): membrane
Molecular function (GO): transmembrane transporter activity
Source: RefSeq, a predicted model, not a curated record